Molecule: messenger RNA, 378 nt
Organism: Papaver somniferum (opium poppy)
Lineage: Eukaryota; Viridiplantae; Streptophyta; Magnoliopsida; Ranunculales; Papaveraceae
Exons: 1
Coding region: 1-378 (125 amino acids)
Source: RefSeq, a predicted model, not a curated record
AUGCAGAUCACAAAAUUCUCAUCAGUACUUGAAGAUGACCAGUGUGAGUCUGUUAAGAUUGAUUCUCCAUUCCAAGACAAAAGUCUAAAGAUUGAAAUUGUUGGUUCUUAUAAUGGCUUAAUUCUGACGAGAUGCUCAAACGAUUAUCUGGGGACAAGGCAUUGGCUUUGGAAUCCAUGUACUAAAGAGCUGAAAGGAAUAGUAAAUCCAACAGUUAAAGAUGGACUGUUAGAUUAUCAGAAAAUACCUGGAAGCACUGCAUAUGGGAUUGGUUAUAAUCCCGAUACAGAUGAUUACACGAUUGUGGUAGCUACCAGUUACAUCAACCGUUACUCGAUUGGUUAUCAUGUUUGUGAAAUUCAAAUUUACACAUCAUAA